Molecule: messenger RNA, 5042 nt
Organism: Centropristis striata (black sea bass)
Lineage: Eukaryota; Metazoa; Chordata; Actinopteri; Perciformes; Serranidae
Gene: pggt1b
Product: protein geranylgeranyltransferase type I, beta subunit
Exons: 9
Coding region: 271-1374 (367 amino acids)
Biological process (GO): protein geranylgeranylation
Cellular component (GO): CAAX-protein geranylgeranyltransferase complex
Molecular function (GO): CAAX-protein geranylgeranyltransferase activity
Source: RefSeq, a predicted model, not a curated record
AAAAAAUAAAAGCCUGUGGAAACGUAUUGUCUCUGGUGGUGUACUGUUGCACUGUUAAAUGGUGGACUGCAAACAGUGUUAUUGGCAGUUGAAUACACAAUACUACAUUGAACGCUGGGAAUACCCUGUAUUCACAGCAGUAGUAAUAUCUUCAAUCGAAAUAAAACCUCUGAAUUUCCCUAUCUGCACUGCACAUUGCUUUGUGGUGUGAUCUUUUAUUUUGAAAAACUAACGUACCGGAAAAGACUCCUCAUAGGUGCGGAUGCAAAGAUGGCGGAAGAGGAGAACCAGUUUGAAGAAUUUGAGCAAAUAGACUUUUUAAGAGAUAGGCAUGUACGAUUCUUUCAGAGAACACUUCAGGUGUUACCUGAGAGAUACGCCUCGCUGGAGACAACCAGGUUAACGAUAAUAUUUUUUGCCCUGUCUGGUCUCGAUGUGCUGGACGCUCUAGAUUUGAUUGAUAGGAACAUGAUGAUUGAGUGGAUCUACUCACUACAGGUUCUGCCCACAGAGGACGGAGCUAAUCUUAGUCGUUGUGGUUUUCGAGGAUCAUCACAUAUUGGAAUUCCUUACAGCACUAAGGGUCCAGGUGUGCUCCAUCCAUAUGACAGUGGCCAUGUAGCUAUGACAUACACUGGGCUGUGCUCGCUGCUAAUACUUGGAGACGACCUGAGCAGGGUUAACAAACAGGCCUGUCUGGCUGGUCUCAGAGCACUGCAGCUGGAGGACGGCAGUUUCUACGCAGUGCCAGAAGGAAGUGAAAAUGACAUACGAUUUAUCUACUGUGCAGCCAGUAUCUGUUACAUCCUCGAUGACUGGUCAGGCAUGGACAUCCAGAAGGCCAUAGAGUACAUUAGAGGAAGUUUGUCAUACGACAAUGGGUUUGGCCAGGGAGCUGGACGAGAGUCACACGGUGGCUGGACGUACUGCGCCAUAGCCUCUCUGUGCCUGAUGGGACGGCUCGAGGAGGCGAUGAGUCAGCGGGAGCUGGACAGGAUCCGACGCUGGUGUAUCAUGAGGCAGCAGAGCGGCUUCCACGGGCGGCCCAACAAACCUGUAGACACAUGCUACUCCUUCUGGGUGGGAGCGACGCUAGAGCUGUUAAAUGUGUUCCAGUAUACAAACUUUGACAAGAACAGGAGCUUCAUCCUUUCCACGCAGGAUCGGUUGGUGGGGGGAUUCGCCAAGUGGCCGGACAGCCAUCCAGACCCCCUCCAUGCCUACUUAGGGCUGUGUGGUUUAUCUCUGAUCGGAGAGCCCAGUCUGAGGAAGGUCCACCCAGCUCUAAACAUCACCCAGAGAGCCUUUCAGCACGUCCAGCAGCUGCAGCAGACAUGGAGGGGCAGCACUGGCAGCUGUAGCGGACAGCACUGACAGCAGGGUGAUCCACAGCUCUGUCUCUGAACAGGUUCAGUAAUUAGGAACAGCUAACAAUAGUCCAUCAAAGGCAACUGGACAUUUGCUGUGUUUCUUGAAGAGAUUUGACUGCUUAUCUAAGAGGCCUCCUCAUUUCAGGAAUCAAGUCGGUUUUUAAGACCCCAGUUACACGAUAGUAACUUUGGGGAGCUUGUUUUAAGUCCAUCUGAAGUGACUUUUCUGUUAAGCAAUAUUCGCCACUUUUUUUUUGCUGCCUUUUUUUGUUAUUAGUCUGUAGUAAAUAACAAUGUGCAUUGUUGUUUUUGGGGAUGAAAUUAUGUGCCAGAAAGUCAAAUUUGAGUCACUGGAGACUCGAAGAACGAAAUUCCAGAUGCCUCAAUUUUGCAAACUUAAAAAAAUAAAAUGCAGUUUUGGAAGCUUCCUGCUCCUCAUCAUAGUCAACAACACAAUCUGCUGGUUACCUUCCCAGCCGAGGAUGAACCGACUCACUCCACACUGACAUAAGAAACAUCAGCAGAGCAAACGUAAUUCAUUGAGGUACCAAGGAGAGCUUACAUCUAAAUUGUGUCUUAUAUGGUUCAUGAGUAACUGGUAGCUGAAAGUUUUUGAGUGGUCAUUUGAUGUGAAUUGAAUAGAUAUGUGUUCACUUUUGCAGACUAAUGCCCCUAUAUGUUGAGAAAAUAGGUCUACGUUUUUGUUCAGAUAGCAGUAUGGGCCCAGUGGUAAUUUUGGGGGGGGGAUACCGUCGAGACAAAAUCAUGUUUCUUUUGGAUUAACAUCACUACAUCCUCAGACAAAAAAAACAUCCUGAGGCACUGUGCUCACUAUACAGAUUAUUUGCCUCUCUGCCCAUCUGACGUCUCCAUCCUCACGUUGUUCGUGAACCUUUCUAAAGCCUCAAGCUCUCCAGUCCCAAAGGUGAUACAGACCUGGCAGGUAAACUCUGCGAUGUUUCUCACCUCAACUCCCUGCAGCUUCACCACUGCAGUCUUUGUUCAGUGAUCCAGAGAGAUUUAAAUGAUACUGAACUGCUGGAAGGAAUUCAUAGAAAAGGCAGCUAAGAGCAAACUACCACUCCAAGGGGCAAAUCUAUGAUUGAAGAAAAACAUUUUUUUUUUUAAAUUGAGUUCAGCUACAGGCCUUAUUAUUACAUGUAUUGUUCCUGUGGCUAACAGAAAAAUUGAAUGGGUGUCUUAAGGGAAUUUGGUUUAAAGGGAGGGGGAGGGGUUUAAAUCCCUUCUCUCCUAAAAGAUGGUAACCAUCAAUUUCAGCAGCAGAUCCCAUCCAGAUAUCCCCUGACUCCUGCACCCUGAACUCAUCCGAGCUACCCUCCUUCACCAGCCUCCUUACUCCCUGCAGGGCACCAGCUCGCCUCAAAUCAAUAGGAGAAAGAUGAAACAGUGGCAUCAUAACUUGAGGAAAUAUAUUCCUUGAACAGCACGGAGAAUUGACAUGUUAUUUUCAGAACAGAAAGGACGCAGGGCAAAAUCAAACAACAAUGCACAUGAGCAGAAUGUGCCAAAGGAAAAGACUAUUAUCCUACACUCCACUCCUCUCUGAGUCCUAAAAUGCCACUUGCAGCCCUGGCUGGGCGAAAUGAUGAUAUAUAUACUGUCAAAACAAGAUUCAAGAUCUUUUUUUUUUAUUGCCUUAUUGCCCUCAAUCUGAGCUAGAACUUGUAAAUGUGUAGUUUUAAAAUCCUAAAAAGAUGCUGAAAAGGUCACACACAGGCACUGGAUUUCUGAAUAGAGCUCUGCCUGUUCCCCUUGUCUUCUCAUCGCAUCAAUGCUCUGAUUCCCAGCAAGUGACAUUUCCAGCUUCACAGGUUCCUCCAGCCCCCAGCUGAAGCCACACCCUUUCAUUAUAAGACUUCACUGUCACAGCAAGCACCUGCUCCCUCAGAUGACGAUGGAGGACGGGAUGAUAUCACAGCAGGUCAGAAGUACAGUGGCCUGUUUGCAACAUGUUAGCUGCGGGAGUCUGCUGCUGUGUAACAGCAGUUCUGACUGGAUAUGAUAAUAUAAUAUCACCAUUGUGGUUUUCCUUCCAUCAUCUAAAAUAAAGCUGUGCUUGGCACGGUCUCCAUUCUCACCAAGUUGCCCUCCUUUUUAUACUUAGACAACCGAGCAGACAGACAGAGGAAAGGAGAUCUGAGGAGAGGAGAGGAGAGGUGAAUAAAUAAAUAAUUUUACCCAUCUAUUAUUAAAAAUGUACUGUCGGAGGCUGGAAUCUCCUCUCUGAACCCUAACCAAACCCCCAGUGUUAUACAGCCUUAUUUUGGUGCAAACACAAUUGCUUUUUAUCUUUUGGUUUGGAUACUGUUUUAUCUAAGAUAACAGGCUUUGCUGUAGUUACUCUUACCAACUUCUCUCCUGCCUUUUCUUUUUCUUUUGUUGGCUACAAUAAAAUAUUUUAAACAAUGUAACUUCUUGGACCAUUCAGCUAUUGCAGCUAAUGAAUUGAGCCUCAGACACACAAAUAAUGUUAGAAGACAUUUAGUAAAAUUAGCUUUUUGAAUUAUUACUCUGGAAUCAGUCUUUUUCUGUAAUUUAGAAAUAUCAGGAAUCUGGGUUGUCCUGAGUCAGAAAUGCACUGAAAGAGAAAGAUCAUGUCUCCCAUGCAUCUUCUCAAGCUACUCUAACUAGUAACACCAACUCCUUUGGCUGGGUUUUACCUUUAGCGUACAUAGGCCAAUCACAUGGCAAGACCACGCUCUCAAACUUGACUCUGAAAUGUGCCUCACGUAGCUUUGUUCUGGGUCACAGUCUCUUAAUGCUCCCUUCUUCCUUUUUCUGGUUUCACUACAUGUGCAGCUUGCUUUGCUGUUAUCAAGAAUGGAACUGAAAAUUCAAGUGUUCUCUGAAGGAGGUCGAGGAAAGGUGUAUCCUAAAUCCUGGCAAACGUUCAGGAAGUGGAACACCCACUCUGUAAACAAUUUUUCCUCCUCCCAUCUUUGCAGAGUUCACUUAUCCAAUCAGACAUAAGGUGACUGUUAGAGGUCGUUUAACCAGAAUCUGACUGUCACUUCACGUCUGAUCGAUAAUGACUUUCCAGAAGGAGAAUUAAUUGAGACAGAACACAGAAAGGCUUACUCAACUUUAAAAAAAAAAAGAGAUUGGAUGGAUGGAUUUGCCACUUACUGCAUCUCAGCAGUUAUUAUAUUGCGUCUCCUUUUUGCUACGUCACACUGCAGUCGAUGCUCUCAGUCCCACAGCAUGUACAGAGGGGAACGAGGCUUUGCGCUUUUUAGAUGGCUGCAGCGUCCGGAUCGCUCUGAGUUGUGAAAGGAUUGUGAAAGUCUUUUUGAGAUGCAGCCAAAAUGCCACACGCGGUCAACCAUGACCCCUUGCUCUAUCAUUAACUAAUAUACAUAAUGUAAUAAUAAAUGUAAUGGAAUUUAUUUUUUCUAUGCUUUGUAGAGAUAUUGAGUGUAGAUAAAAUGUAAAUGUCUAUAAAUAUGUGACUUCUAUUGUGCAAGUGCUCAAGAUGAAAAAAAAAAUGUUUACAGCUACAUCCGUGAGAUUGAUAAAGGAAUUGGAUAUGCAAAUGUUGACAUGUGAUGUAUUAUAGUAUUUCAGCUUUGAAUUUGAGGACAGUAAUGUUGAUUCUAGCUUGGCGGUGCAUACUGUAUUUAUGAUAAAUAAAAAAACACGUACUAACUUUUA